GGAGAUAAUAGCUCUUACUUGGUCCCGAAAAAAGACUUCCCCACUGUCUCAUCGACGCCAAAAUAUUUGGGUACAAUCCAUGACCCUUUGAUUUGGUGUUACCUGUUUCUGUACCAUGAAGAAGCGAUAACCCCGGAGGUACAAUUAUAAACCAGGCUUCGUUUCUUUCUUCUAAUCCAGAGACUUGUUCGGUACGAAUUGUUUGUUGCAUUGCUUGCCCGUUGCUACUUUGUUCCCGCCUCGUGCAAAUUGUCCACCAGCUUGCGUCAUGAUAGAGUGGUAGACGCCAAUACAACCCUACGAGAAGCAAGCUUGCCGAAAAGUCCUUCAACUGAGAACAAGCAGAUUUGCCCCUGCAUAACCCUCCGAAGUUGUCGGCACAAUGACAGCCACUCCUAUGGCCAAUCUUGGCAAUAUCGCCCGCGCUGAGUACAAGGCGCUAUUCGAUACAGAAGUUGCCAAAGGGAUCAGAGAACCACUUGUUCUUCCUUUCUGUCUUUUCGGUCCUUUCAUUUUGCCUGUCGUCUAUUUGGCAAUCCCACAUCGAAACCAGCCAUGGCUUUACCACGCAAGAUGGCUUGUCGUGGCUUUUGUCGUUGCGUUCGAUGCUUAUAUGAUUCGGUAUAUGUCUAGCUACAACGUCGCUCCAGCAUAUGCGUCAGGUCUCAUGGGCGGAUGGGGUAUCUUGACGACUCUGAAUCUUUUGGUUUGGACCGAUCCGCAACUCAACUAUGCCAGGGUUGUCAAGAUUCUCAAGGGCAACAAGUCGCAAGCAUCGUCAAAACAGCUGCCCAUCAAUGUUGCCAACGGAUCAAGGCAAGAAAGCGUGAUUCGACAGCGAAAACCUUACCACGGAGACAUUGGACUUUCAGGUGAAGCUGAAACCCAUGCCAAGAAUGGGAGCUCCAAAGAUGUGGUUUACGCCUGGCAGAAAUUUCCUGAAAACGGAUCGUUCGGUGAACGACUUAACUGGACACUCGACCUUGCUACAAACUUUAGGGAAAUCGGCUGGAAUCGUUCUAUCUCUUCCGUGCCAAGACCAGAUAUCCCAAGCAAUAUCCGCGAUGGUGAUCCUGUAUCCUUCGACAACAUGCUCAUUGUGUCUAAAAGUGGCUACUAUCGUAAUUUGACCGAGAAGGAGUUCGUAUGGAGCCGUAUUCGCAGAGUCCUCUUCCUCACUUUUCUUUUGGACCUUUGCUCUGUUAUGAUGGUCAAGGAUCCCUACUGUGCCUAUGGACCUGAUCAAGAACUUGAGCUCCCUUUGUUCCUCCGGCAGCUUCCUCCUUGGUUGCGCUUCAUCUAUCGCGAGCUCCUUUGUCUUGUUGGUAUCUAUGCUGCCAUCGAUGCCAUUUUUAGCUUGCAUGACCUUUUUCAGUUCUACGUUUUCUCCUACUUUUAUCCCAUACGAAGAGAGUUAUGGCAGUACACCAACGUCUUCGGUCCUAUCUCGCAGGUGCUUGAUAGAGGCCUUGCUGGUUGGUGGGGGGCGUUCUGGCAUCAAACCUUUCGUCUUCAGUUUCUUGCGCCCGCAAAGUUCCUCGUUGACCAUGGCUAUCUUCAAAGGGGAACACUACGUGCUCAAAUAUUUACCAUGAGUUUAUCCUUCAUACAGUCCGGUUUACUUCACGCCGGUGGAAGUCUAUCGUCUAUGCCAACCACAAAACCCUGGAGAAGUCCGCUCUUCUUUGCUCUACAACCUCCUGGCAUUAUUUUGCAGCUUAUUUUGCUGCAGACUUGGGACAAGCAUUUCCCCAACUUCCCUCGCAGACUCCGCCAGGCAUUCAACAUGGUAUUCACUCUGGGCUGGCUCUGUCUGACCGCGUUUUUCUUUACCGAUGAUAUUUCAUCUUCGGGUAUUUGGCUUCUGGAACCUGUGCCGAUAUCCCCUCUGCGCUGGCUUGGUUUCGGUCACCCAGAUGAUCAUUGGUGGCGAUGGAGGAGAUGUAUGUUCCCGAUCUGGCAUGCAGAUAAAUACUGGUGGAAGAGUGGUAUACAACUUUGAAGCCAGGUAAAGAAAAUAUGUUUGUCAGACAGCCGCCAUGUUUGGGGCAAUCAAGGGGCAAGUCGAUCACAAUGUAUACCCUUGACUAUUUUUCGUGCAUAGAAGAGACAAAGUUAUUAGAGGUAGAUCAUUUGGAACAUCUCAACUGAAUUUACUAUUCGCCUAGCUCAUGAAACUUGCAGGAGCUCGUAUUUUUGGCCCGAGGCAAGCCUAUCAGCUUCAUUUCGAAGCCACUUCACAACAGGCUGAUAGUUGGUCUGCUUUGCUGCCAAUACCUCCUCAAAAGCAAGGCAAGCAUUUCUAUCACUAUUAGGAUACUGCCAAGGGACGGCACGGUGACAAACACUUACAGAGCAACUUGCGAUUUUCGCACGUCGCAGAUGUACUGGGGAUAUCUCAUCACCCGAGAUCUGCUAGUCAAGAGCAGGAAGGCAACGUCGAUCACUUUAGCGAUUGUUCCUUGAGAAAGAUCAGACAUCAAAGGAGCCGCAUGAUGAGUUUGAGCAACCUACGGAGUAUCAUUUCACUGCUCGGUUGCUGUGUCUUUCCGAGGCAACGCAGGUAAGCGUACAUUUUACUCGCAGUCUCAACAAAAGUGUUUCGAAGCGAGUUGAGAACGGUUCGGUUUGCAUUAUGGGACGUGUCAUAAAACAUCAGAUGAGAUUGAAUCUUGAAAGCGUCUUUAUGGUCAUAGGAGCCUUGGUUAGCAACUCUUUGGGUUCAUGCGGUACGGGGGACUAACUUAGAACUUUUCGCUGGAAAUUUUGACCAGGUGUGCGGCCGAAGUCGACAGUCAGAGAAGCAGAUACAUCUUUCUAGGUGUAAGUACUGGUUUUGGAUUGCACUAGAAGCAUGACUCUUGAGCGUACCAAUAUUUGCAUCCCUGUCUCUGUCCUUG
Molecule: messenger RNA, 2900 nt
Organism: Fusarium verticillioides 7600
Lineage: Eukaryota; Fungi; Ascomycota; Sordariomycetes; Hypocreales; Nectriaceae
Exons: 2
Coding region: 383-2002 (539 amino acids)
Biological process (GO): lipid metabolic process
Source: RefSeq, a predicted model, not a curated record